Molecule: messenger RNA, 3082 nt
Organism: Anneissia japonica
Lineage: Eukaryota; Metazoa; Echinodermata; Crinoidea; Comatulida; Comatulidae
Exons: 1
Coding region: 103-2979 (958 amino acids)
Molecular function (GO): protein binding
Source: RefSeq, a predicted model, not a curated record
CAAUAAAUCAAUUCACGGUUCCAGGAAGAAGGUACAGUAUCAGUAACAGAAACAAAUAGGGCGUAGGCUUAGCUGAGCAUUUUAACACUGGCGAAUUUCAUUAUGGCAGACUGUGGUAAGUGUACUAAACAAUGUCAUGAAGAAGAGGUUAAAAAUAGUUUAUUUAACUUGCUGAAAAACGAAGACAGUGACAAUUUCAAACGAGUGUUUUCCUCUGCCUCAGUCAAGUCAAACACACAGCAGCAGAGUCUGGCGAACUCUACAGACGACAGUGGUAACAGUCUGCUGUUGCUGGCUGUAGGGAUAAAUCAACUAGAGUUGUGUCGUUUUUUGUUGAUAAACGGUGCCUCCCCUAAUGUAGGUAAUCAAGAAUGGCAAGUAUAUCCAUUACAUUAUGCUGCAGCACCUGAAGUUGAUGUGGCAAUAGUGGAACUGCUAAUAGAACAUGGAGCUAACCCAAAUGUAAUAAAUAAAGUAUUUGAAACUCCUCUUCAUGAUGUAUGUGAAUAUUAUCAGCCGGAGAAAACAAAGAUUUUGUUGGCAGCUGAAUCGGAUGUGAAUGCUUUAGAUCAUUUAGAAAACACAGCACUUCACAAAGCUACAAAGACAGUUGUUAGAGAAGGUAGUCAUGUAACUUUAAAACCUGGAGAUAUUUGUGAAUGUGUCGCAAUAGUUAAACUAUUGGUCGAAGCCGGUGCUGACGUUAAUGCAAAAGGAAGAGAUGACGUCACUGCUUUACACAAUUCAGCUCUUAAUUGUUGUGCUCGAGCAGUAGCUUAUCUGCUGGAUAAUGGUGCAUUUGUGAACACAGUAGACUCGCAUGGUGAAACACCACUCAACCAUUUAUUUUUACAAAUUCAUAUGCAUGCAAAUUUGUUCAGAGAUAAAGCAAUUCCCAGGGAUUUUAUUGAUAUUACUGAAACUGAAAAAGCUCUUGUUAUACUGUUAGACAAAGGGGGUAAUAUCAAUCAUGUGAAUACAUUUGGGGCCAGUGUGUUACAUAAAGUGUGUAACACCACAACGGAAAUUGUCGACCUGAUCAUUAAAUAUGGUGCGGAUUUAAGCAUGAAAGAUAACUUGGGAAGAACAGCACUUCAUACAUGCAUAAUGAACAGUCUCACUUCUUCAGAGGAACAGCUUACUCAAAUGCUACAGAUAUGUAAAUUGCUGAUCAAACAUGGAAUCUCUGUUGAUGAAAUGGACAUAAAUGGUUCCACACCUUUACACUAUGCCAUAAACGUGCCUUCAUAUCAUAUGAUGAAAAUGCUGAUUGAAGAGGGUGCUAGUGUGAAUGCACCAAAUAAAAGUGGAACUAUACCUAUCCACAUUGCCAUGACAUGGAAUGUUGAAGAUAUGAGUUUGCUUGACUUGCUACAUAAAAGUGGAGCAGAUAUUGAAGCGACCGACAUUAAUGGAUCUACUGUAGCCCACUAUGCCGCUUGGUAUACAGCCGGAGGAUAUCCUUUCUGUCUAGAAUUUCUGCGAAACUUGGUUGACCUUAAGGUAAAAGACAUGCAAGGAAAUACUGCUGUUAGUCUUGCAAAAUUUAUUGGUAACCAUCAGUUUGUUGAGCUGUUGGAAUGUGAUAAUGAGAGUACAGAUGAUAGUAGUAGUGAGGGACAGCCUUCCGAAAUGAACGAGGAAGUUGAGAAGAGCAAUGGAAGUGAUCAAGAGAAUACUUCACUUGAAGAGGAUGAAGCUGAUGACAGCGACAUAGAUAUUGAUAUAUUCACACCAAUAAAAGAGGAGGAAAUUCCACAAUUCAUUGAACAGUUUAAAUUGUAUAGUGGAAAUACUCUCAAUCGUGUCAUAGAAACCCCAUAUUUUGAUAAAAUUGCAUGUUCAAGAGAAGCCCACUAUAUCCAGAAUUCCAUAGAUGAACUUGUCAGACAGAUUUUGAAGAAAAUAGCAGAUAUUGAUCCUAGAUUUGAAGCCUCAGCAGUUUUGUCUGGAAGUGUGAGUGAAGGCACUAAGACAUCUCUUCCUGAUGAAUUUGACUAUAUCUGCUGUCUACACAAGUUUGAUAGCAUCACCACUGUUGAUGAAACAGAUCCAAACAAACCAGCCUGUUUUGCAUCCCUCGUCAUGAAUACUCAAAAUUCUAGCAGCCAACACUCAGUAUUUGCUGAAUUUUUCGACGAUUCAUUUUUACAACAGAACCGUGUGUCGAGCUGUUUUUAUCAGCUUAUAAGAAAAGUGAUUCCAUGUAAUGAUAUCUGGUCAAGUUUUCCACGAAUCCUAUUAUAUGAUGAACCAAAAGUGGAAAAGGGUAGAAUACAUUGCUUGUCUGUGAAGUGGACGGGAUGGCUCAUCAAAGACAUGGUGAUAUCGAUUGAUUUUGUUCCCACUAUUCCGAAAAGAAACUGGUGGCCAUCACAAAUUAAAAAGUCCAGAUUAACAACAGACAAACAUGUCUCAUCUCUUGGAUGCUUGCUAAUAACUAAAUCUGACAAAUCAGAAAAGUUUCAGUUUGUGCCUGCCCACAAGAUGACACAAUUUCUGCGUGUUUCAUUUUCUGAAGUAGAGACGUUCCUAAUCAGAAAGCAGAGCGACCAAGUAAAGCAAGGAUACAAGCUCGCCAAAAAUAUGAUCGACCUGGUUCCUCCGCUACGAAUUAGCGAUGACGAUGAACAUAAGGAUCUGAAACGUUCAGCGAGUGAACUGAUAUCAAGUUACAUGCUGAAAACCUGCCUCUUAUAUCAUCUUGACAGUGACAUGAGUGGCGAUGAUAGAGAGAAACUAACCAGUGAUGUAACAGACGGAGAACAAAUUAGAGCAUGGGCAUUUGCCAUUUUUAAGCAGUUGGAAAAGUUUUUGACAGAUAAAAUAGGCACAGUUCCAUCAUUCUUUGUUCCAGAAUAUAAUCUCAUAUCACUGGAAGACUUUUCUUCUCAUGGAAUGAACGACCGUAAACGUCUUCAGUUUUGCAAGAUGAUCAUAGCAAUAUUGGAUCCAAAACAAACAAUGGACAAAAUAUAAAUUUAGGGCAAAUAGAAAAAUUUAUUAGAUUGAAACAUUUUUUUUUUUUGCCUCAUCAAUUAUUUCAACAGCAUAAAAAUAGCAAUCAAUUUUGUGACUUCAA